AUGGCAACAAAUACAUUUCGCCUGGCCCUUCUACAACUUGCUCCAACACUAAACAAGUCGGAAAACCUCCUAGCCACGAGUCUUAAAAUCAAGAAGGCUGCAACCAGCGGAUCCCACAUAGUAUGUCUUCCAGCUUCCUUCGGUUACCCCAUCGGCGGGCGAGGCUUUAAGGCGUCCGCUGAGACUAUUCCUGGUGAGACGAGCGAGAUGCUCUCCCAGUGCGCGAGGGAGAACGGCGUGUACCUUAUAGGCGGUUCCAUGACCGAAAUCGACAGUAAGGGUCGAAGAUACAACACCUGUCUUGUCUAUGGCCCCGACGGCAGUAUGGUCGCCAAGCACCGGAAGCUGCAUCUAGUCGACAUCAACAUUCCUGGAGUGAUGACUGUCCGUGAGGCAAGCCUAGUGUCGCCAGGGAACAAGCUGACCACCUUCGACACUCCGUUCUGCAAAGUCGGCGUUAGCUUGUGCUACGACAUCCGCUUCGCUCCCUUGACGCACAUCUACGUGCAACUCGGUUGCAAGCUCCUCGUGUUCCCUUCCGCGUUCAAUGUGAUAUCCGGUCCCCUCUACGCAGAGUUACUCCAGAGGUCCAGGGCGGUGGAUGGUCAGGUAUACGUGGCGUUGGCGUCACCUGCUAGAAGCGAACGUACGCCGUACGUCCCGUGGGGACACAGCAUGCUGGUCGAUCCUGUGGGGAAGGUGGUCCAGUCGGCGGGAACCGAGGAGGAAGUGCUGAUGAGCGAAGUGGACUUGGAUCACCUGUCAAAGGUGAGGAAGCAGAUGCCAAUCAUGAAGCACCACAGGAACGACCUCUACGAUGUGAUUAGUGCUCCAGGUUACCAGUUCAGUGGCCAUGGUGACGGUGAUUGCGGUACGACCUGA
Ixodes scapularis (black-legged tick) is the source of this 882-nucleotide messenger RNA. Its product is annotated as omega-amidase NIT2-like. Gene Ontology annotation, biological process: L-glutamine metabolic process; oxaloacetate metabolic process. Gene Ontology annotation, molecular function: omega-amidase activity. Lineage: Eukaryota; Metazoa; Arthropoda; Arachnida; Ixodida; Ixodidae. Gene Ontology annotation, cellular component: mitochondrion. Bases 1 to 882 code for a protein of 293 amino acids. The transcript has a single exon. The record is from RefSeq and is a predicted model, not a curated record.